UUUGCUAGGAAGUGGUUGGGCUCACCAUCUACAAGUUUUCCGGGCCUACGUCACAAUCAGUUGGCAAACCUUCGUUUCACUCUUUAUAGAAAUGUUACUCAUGGUCACUGGAAAGACCUUUUUGAAACUGAAUAUUCUGGAAAUUUAAAGAUUACCGCAUUGGUUAAAAAUAUCAUCAAGCAAUUGUUCAACUAUAUUGGCAAUAAAACGUAGCUACAUGUUUAUCAAUGUUAAUUUAGGAGUUGAUAAUGCAAAGAGGAAGGAAAAUUAAUAAGCUGAAUCAAAGCUUUCCUCGACGAAAUUUUCGUUACAAACAUGGAAUAUAAAAAUUCUUAAAGAAAGUACUCUCAAAAUUUUGGUGGAUUGUUCUCUCACUUAAUACGACAAUACAGAUAAUAAAUCACAGUAAAGCUAGAUUAAUGGUAUCUCUUCCUCAAAAUUGUUUUUUUUUUAAAAAUUCGUGGACCGCCAUGGCUGACCAUUGGAAACGAUCGGCAAUAUUAACGAAUUUGAUCAUUGGCAAUAUAAUCGGUUGUCCAGCCAUAUCUGCGAAACGUGGCCAGUCCAAACUUGCAAUGAAACGAUUUUAGUUUAGCGCAUUAAAUCAUCCUGGCAAAGGGAUUUAGAACGGGUGACGUAAACCUCACAGGACCUAUGAUAAACGCAUGGCCGAAUUUAGAUCCUUUUGGUCAAUUACCGUAGCAUGCAAAUCGUGGUACACUGGUAAUGACGCUUUUCAUGAGCUGGAGAAACGCUUUUAAUGAGAUAAUUUUCGUGCAGUUUCGAGUUUCUUUUAAUAACGGGCCGCUGUGUGGUAUUCGUCAUAGCUGUCGCAGCGUGGUCGAGGGUAUUGGUACGUAAUUAUGGUUUUGCAUUCAUUGGAAAAUGGUUUUACUUUGCUCAUUAACGAAGGCAGUGGUUACGAUGGCAUAUUCGCAUUGGAUGAAAAUACAAAGAAUGUAAUCAAAUAUCUCCUGAAGUUAUAACUGCGCAAUUAAUGGCCGAAAUUGGAUGAUUCGCGUCGUUGUUAUAUUUAUUGUUUGAUUUGCAACGAGGAAAAGUCUGAUGGCAAUUGAAACUCGUAUUACAUCGCCUGUAAUUAGGGAAUCUGGCUUUAGAUCAAGCAUCGAAAAAACUCUCAUGAUUGAGGUAUGUCUGCAGAGCGGAAUUUAAUUGGAGAUUUUUGCAAAGUUUGAAAAGAAACGGCAGUUGACAAAAACGCCUGAUUGGAAGUGGAAAGAGGAAGAUCUGCUCGAUUUGACAAAAUUUGAGUGUUUACAAACUUGCAGGCUGAGAUAUGCCUUCACUGGGUGACUAUGGACCACAACCAACUAAUGUGACAAGGGUUGGCGAAGACAACAGAAAAGAAAACAGGGAUGAUGAUGUCAGACUAUACAUUUUGAUAGUGGUCGGGGCCUCGGUUUUCCUUCUCCUCAUACCGUUGUUCAGCUAUAUGGUGCGAUGGAGCAAAAGGAAGCUGCGAAGGAGAAAGAGAAGAAAGCAGGCCGAAAAGGCUCAUGCUAGAGUAAUGGCAGAAAAAGAAAUAAUUCAGCAACGUAUGUACGAAUCACAACUGGCAAAGCGACAGACAACCAAGCCUGCUCCCCUGCAACUAGACGCCACCACAGCGGACUUGGAAGUGCCACCCAGGAGUCCGAUACCACAAGAUGAAAACGUGAAGGUGCAAGUUACACCAACUGUCGUAUCCGCUCCAGUCCCUUUGGCACAAGAGAAUGGGACUGUAGAGGUACAGAAGGCAGCAUGUGAGACCAGCUCGAACGGAACAAAGAUGGUCAACGGCUUGACGAACAAGGGCUACCAAGGGAGCAACAGCAUUCUGUCAAUACCAAUGCGAAAGUCGACAUCAGAUCUGUACUUGCCGCAGACGAGUAUAAAGGAACACAACGCAAAAAGGCGAUUUUCAGAAGACUGGAUUGGAAAUCGUGAUAACGCCUUGAGGAAAGAGAAAGCUGUUAAAGAAAUGCUGCAGCAGGAUGUUGAUUCCAAAGAAAAGGAGAGUACCGAUCAAGAGAUACCUGAAAACGACACUUCGUCCACGCCAACAUUGGCCGAAACAAAGUGCAAUGGACUUUUGGACAGUUCAUCACCUGACCAAGUAAAAUCAUUGAAUGGGAUUAAAGAAAAGGGCAACGAUAGCGACAGCGACGACUACGAUGACAUUUGCGACGACAUUUACGAGAAUGUGAAGGGCAACGAAACUGAUGAUGACGGUCCGAUUUACGAUAACGUUAAAGGAAUCGACGAAAGCGAUUCGGAUCAUAUCUACAGCAACGUGGAUGAACUCUCGGAUAACGGUAGCCAUAUAUACACGAACGUUGACGAAUCAAUGCUUGAAGGCGACGCAAAAGAAUCUGGCGAAAACGAUAGCGGAGAUGAUGAUUACGAGAACAUAAACUUCGCUUAUCGCAACAACCGAAGAGUUAUUAACGGCAGCGAAGAGGACGAGAGCGACACUAGCAGCGUGUCGUAUGAGAAUGUAUGGGAUAGUGAUGACAGUGACAUAGAACAAUCUAAAGUUGAGGAAAAAUCGCAAAGCCCUUCGAAAGUGCUUCCCCCUCUCGUUCCCCGUAGAAUACCCCUAGGGUCAUGAAGCUAAUCGCAAGAAAAAUUUAAGGAAGAUUGACAACACAUUAUACUGAUUGUAACAGAGAGUUAAUACUUGACAACAACAAAUUAUACUGUAUUCCUCAAGAAAAGGCCCAUGCACUAAUACGCGGGACAUAUAAUAUGGCAUGCAGGUAAUUCAUGAAUGCGUGGCUUGUUUGACGCAUCUACUUGUCUGUUUGCCAAAGAAAAAAUAAUAGUAAAGAUUAUAUGAAUCAACGAGAAAUUAAGUUUUAAUGAAAAAAUUCACUCUGGAAAGAUACAAUAGAAAACAAAUGAUAGCAAAGGGCAGAAAUAAAGAAGAUUUCAUGGAAUUCGAUGUUGUCACACUUUCAGGAUUACAGACUUGCAUAACUACUUCUUUAGGUAAUCCUUUGAGGAUUUAAAAGAAACAAAAAUUGGAUAGUAAUUUUAUAAAUUAUUCCAUGUUUUCAAAGUAAUCUGCACAUCGUUAAUGACUGCAUUUGAAAACAGAGAGGCUAGUUUUGCCUAAUAACGUAUCAAAGUUUUUUGUAAUUUUUGUAAGCAAAAAUUGUAUACUAUUCCGGUGUCGUAAAUUGUUAAAGACUGGCAAUGUCUAUUUUGAUCCU
Messenger RNA from Rhopilema esculentum, 3215 nucleotides. RefSeq lists its product as uncharacterized. The record is from RefSeq and is a predicted model, not a curated record. NCBI's taxonomy places the organism in Eukaryota, Metazoa, Cnidaria, Scyphozoa, Rhizostomeae, Rhizostomatidae.